UCAAGUCAACCAAGCAGGCUCAUCCCCUGCCCAUGUUUUUCUCUCCUCCUUCCUCCUCCUAAUUCCCACUUUCCAAACUAAAUUAAUCGCCCAACUUUCCCGGACGCCGGCCGUUCGUUCAUCCCAAUAUAUAGCCAUGGGCUCUCUGGGGGGCGCCACCUCCGAUCUCCGUUCGCCCCUCCUCCUCCCGUCGGAGAGGCGGCUGGGGAUCGACGAAGUGCUGAGGCAGCACGCAGGGGAGUUCGGGCGGUGGCAGCUGCGCCACUUCGUGCUGGUAUCCGCGGCGUGGGCGCUCGAGGCCUUCCACACCAUGGUCAUGAUCUUCGCCGACCGCGAGACGUCCGAGGAGCCUCGGCAAUGGGACUGGCUCGGAGGUGGCGCCGCCUCCACCGUCGCGGAGUGGGGAUUGGUCGGCGAGCAGCGUUACAAGAUUGGCCUUGUUCAAUCCGCCUUUUUUCUCGGCUGCAUGAUCGGGUCGGGAGUGUUCGGCCAUCUCUCUGACUCCUUCCUCGGAAGGAAAGGCUCCCUCAUAGUCGUCUGCAUCCUCAACGCCAUCUUCGGCUUUCUCACCUCCAUCUCGCCAGCUUACUGGUUCUACCUCGCUCUGCGCUUCCUCACCGGAUUCAGCACCGGCGGCGUCGGCCUCUGCGCCUUCGUCCUCGCCACAGAGCCCAUCGGCCCCUCCAAGCGAGGCGUAGCCGGCAUGUCCACCUUCUACUUCUUCUCCGCCGGCAUUGCCCUCCUUGCAGCCAUUGCCUACCUCUUCGACUCUUGGCGCUUACUCUACGUGGUAACUUCCCUCCCCUCCCUCCUCUUCGUCCUCAUGAUCCUCCCGUUCGUCUCCGAGUCCCCUCGCUGGUACCUUGUCCGUCGGAAAACGCCCGAGGCCAUGGCCGUCAUGCAUAGCAUCGCCAAGAAGAACGGGGAGCACAUUCCGCCGGGCGUCGUGGUUGUACUCGACGGCGAGCAUGAAGAACAUAAAGAAGAUAAUCAAGUUGCAGAAAUAAAAAAUAACGGGAAUGUUGCGGUGGCGGCCGCCUCCAUCAUCGACGUCGUUCGCUCACCCACGACGAGAGUCCGCCUCGUCUUGAUGGUGGCGAUCAACUUCCUCAGCUCCGUCGUGUACUAUGGCCUCAACCUCAAUGUCGUCAACCUGGAGACCAACAUCUACCUCAGCGUACUCCUGAAUGCCGUCGCCGAGAUGCCUGCUUACUUGCUCACCGCCGUGUUGCUCGACCGGUUCGGGAGAAGGCCGCUCGCUAUCGGCACCCUGUGGCUCAGCGGCGUGUUCUGCGUCAUGGGCAGCCUAGCAAGCGGCGUCGCGGCAAUGAAGGAAGUGAGGAUGGCCUGCGGAGUCAUCGGAAUCUUCGGGAUGGCGGCCACGUAUAACUUGUUGUUCAUUUACACGGCAGAGCUUUUUCCGACAGUGGUGCGGAACGCGGCGCUAGGGUGCGCGUCGCAAGCGUCGCAGAUGGGGGCAAUCGCGGCGCCCCUGGUGGUGGUGUUGGGUGGUCCACUGCCUUUCGCGGUGUUCGGUCUCUGCGGAAUGGUGGGUGGGUUUCUGGCAUUCUUGCUGCCGGAGACGAUGAAUCGUCCACUGUAUGAUACGAUGGCCAGAUUGGAGGAAGGAGAGCGAUACUGAUGACGAACUCACCUUCGCCUCUUUAUUUCCUUCAAGUUUUCAACUUCUUUAAAUUUGUUUUAAGAUUUGCUUAGACUCCUAUUUUGUUCCUCUCAAACAACUAGGUAAAAAUUAAA
This is a messenger RNA of Zingiber officinale, 1758 nucleotides long. Its product is annotated as organic cation/carnitine transporter 4-like. The record is from RefSeq and is a predicted model, not a curated record. Gene Ontology annotation, cellular component: membrane. The transcript has 2 exons. Gene Ontology annotation, biological process: transmembrane transport. Gene Ontology annotation, molecular function: transmembrane transporter activity. NCBI's taxonomy places the organism in Eukaryota, Viridiplantae, Streptophyta, Magnoliopsida, Zingiberales, Zingiberaceae. Bases 137 to 1642 code for a protein of 501 amino acids.